Pomacea canaliculata is the source of this 1813-nucleotide messenger RNA. RefSeq names its product fibrinogen-like protein A. The transcript has 9 exons. The record is from RefSeq and is a predicted model, not a curated record. Lineage: Eukaryota; Metazoa; Mollusca; Gastropoda; Architaenioglossa; Ampullariidae. Bases 105 to 1391 code for a protein of 428 amino acids.
GCCGCCUGCUUCUAUAAACACGCGCAUCCCAUGCAGGCUGUCACGUGGCAACUCUCGUCUCCGUGAAGCGCACAUCGGCUUUUGAACUCGUGUGUAGCAGGUGGAUGAUACAAAUGCUACGAUUCUUCUUCUUCCUCCUGUGCGUGUCUCCAUGUCUUCUGACGGAGAUUACAGCGAGUGGACAGUCUGGAUGCCCUGACAACUUCAUCAAUCCGAAAGACUGGAACAACACAAGUUGUGAGACAGACAAGGAGUGUGGGCAGCCAAACGCGCUGUGCUACAUGGGCAAGUGUGUCUGUCAACCUGGAUUUUUCUACUCAGCAUCUGAUUAUACAUGCACUGCCACAUGCGAACCAUCGGAGUUGCACAACACCUUCAUGGAGUAUCCAGACAGCGGUAUCAGAGGCCACAACCUGGAGGUCAUGGAUGGACUCUGCCUGGAAGACUGCAGGAACCUGUGUCUGAGUACAAAGCGCUGCCUGACCUUUGACUUCAGAGGCGUAGGAGGCCUGUGUGUGUUCCAUGACGUCACCGCGCGCCAGGCGCCCGCAGGGUGGUAUCCUCAGACCGCCGAAGGCUGGAGCCACUACCACAGAUCCUGCCUGACGGUCUUCGCCUCCUCCCGUGUGUGGUACAACUUACUGUGUAACACCGACCUGGACUGCCCUGACCCCUACAGCCAGUGUGUGUCAGGCAGAUGUCUGUGUCCUCGUGGCACACACUACAAUCAAACGGAGAAUGCGUGUGUUCCUGCACGACAGUCAUGUGACGACUGGCGCAAGACAGGAGGCAAGACUGGCGUCUACGCCAUUGAGCUGCCAGACAGCGAGGACACCAUGACAGUGUGGUGCGACAUGGACUCUGGCAACGGCAGCUGGCUGGUGUUCCAGAGACGUCGCGAUGGCUCGGUUGACUUCUACCGGAACUGGACGGAAUAUGAACAGGGCUUUGGUAAUGUCUCUGGAGAGUUCUGGCUGGGCUUGUCAAGGCUUCACACCCUGACCAAAGGGAGACCCACCCGACUGCGUAUAGACAUUGGCGAGGUUACCGGAGAACGUUACUACGCUGAGUACUCGACAUUCAGGGUGGACGGUCCUGAGACAAACUACACACUGACCGUGUCCGGCUACUCGGGUAACGCGGGUGACAGCAUGGCGCUUCACAACAAACAGAAAUUUUCAACCUAUGACCGAGACAACGACAGGUGGUCUACUGGCAACUGUGCCGCUCACUAUAACGCCGCCUGGUGGUACAACUUGUGUCACGUGUCUCACCUCAACGGCCGAUACAAGUCUGACGGCGCCGAUGCUGAUGACGGCAUCAGAUGGUAUCACACCCACUAUGACAGCAGGAGCUUCACCUUCAGCGAGAUGAAAAUGCAACCAGUGUAACACCGCCUUGUCUCCUGUACUCUCACUGCUUACACCCUCAGUCUACUCUACACCACACGUGACACUCGUGACGUCACCUCAGUGUAGAUGACUGGUCUCGCAAUACCAAGCGAUGUAAAUGUCGAGCAGCAUACUGUACUUAAUUGUUGCUCACUGAUUCCUAUAUACAAGAAUCAUAUUUCUUCUUUUAGUUUGGUUUCACUUUACGUAAACCAAAAUGUUUAUAGCCUAGACAAUUGUUUUUAUUUAUGAUUAAAUUAACACAUUAGUUGUGCGUAGGUUGUAGAAAAAGUGGAAUGAUCUUUAGUCAUAUCUGAUAGUUUAAGCAAGUAUGGAGGUUAACACAGUGUUGAGCUGUUAACAGUUAAGCGAUAGUUUCAUUGUAAGAAUAAUUAAUAAACACAAACACUAAUUGAAUGAAA